Penicillium digitatum Pd1 is the source of this 1584-nucleotide messenger RNA. RefSeq lists its product as uncharacterized. The record is from RefSeq and is a predicted model, not a curated record. NCBI's taxonomy places the organism in Eukaryota, Fungi, Ascomycota, Eurotiomycetes, Eurotiales, Aspergillaceae.
AUGAUUCCAUCACAGGCCCAAAGUCCACCACAAUUGCGGCUGUCUGCAAUGGCCUUGAACAGCUCGCCAUCUGCGCAGCUGGCUGCGAUGGCCCUAAACAGUCCGCCCAUUCAGAAGGCUCCAGGUGAUGCUACCAAGGUUUCCACUUCCUGUCCCUCUUUGUUUAACGAGACCUCCCCUCCCGGGACUCCUCGCUUGGCUGAAAGUCCUUCCCCAACCCCGAGCCUUCCUAACACGCCUUCCCCGCUCGACAAGCGCCUAUCUGACAGUUUGAAUCACCCUCCUUUGCGGACUCGUCGUGAUGAUGCGCGGUCUGAUCAAACCUCUAGCGAGAUCCUGUACUUGGCACGGGAGCUAUCGCUCCCAUAUGAAGCCUGGGAAACGGUCUUCUACGCUACGCUUACUCAUUUCUCAUAUGAGGAAUGUGACUUCAUUUAUGGGGAUUUCUACGAACACCCGGCGACCAAAAAGACACUUUCGAAUUUGAGACUGGUGAAUCGAAUCUGGAACCGAAUUGCAACUCCUCUCCUUUUUCGAAAUAUCCAGGCUGUCGUCGGAUACUCUGCUGGUCGACCUCUUGAUAGCAUCCUGAAGAUCUCGGAAAGCCCACACGCCGUUUACGUCCGCGACGUGCGCUUUGGCUUUGUGGGAUCAUGGCUGCCUGGACUGGAUUAUGAUCGGUACAUCGACGACCUAGCAGCAGGAGCUCUUCCGAUCCUGAUCAGUCGUUUCCAAAAUAUUCAAACAUUGCGAUUGCAAACUCCCACUGUGGUAGACACAUUCAGUGAAGAAGGACAACUUAAGCCUCCGAUGCUUGCCAAGCUGACAAAUUCUCUUGUCCAUACUUUACGCUUUGUGCCCGUCCCGAGACUGAGAUGUCUCCAUAUGUCUAUGCCAACCACCGCAGAAUUUGCUCGUUUCUUUGAGUCAAACAGUUACGCCAGAAACUUCACAAACGUCUUCGCACAAAUCGAAGAGCUACACAUCACCAUAAAUGACAGCACUGGCCCUGAUGGCAGACGAGACCCGAAAUGGCCCCGCUCAGUGAUCAAGGCCAAGUAUCCACUCGAUCGAUUUGCUCCGUAUCUCGUCCAGCUCAUCUCUUACGCAGAGCAGAUCCAGGUCUUGAGCCUGGAUGCUCGUACUUGGUUUGAUGUGUCUGAUCUGGAAGCAGAAGGCCUUACUAGGCUGAAAAGCUUCCGGCUGGAAGGUGUGAGAAUCAAAGAUGAAACUCUCAGGAGGAUUUUCAUACUGGCUCGCAAUACACUGCUUCGCAUUGAAUUGGUCCACGUUCGGCUCAUGACUGGUACCUGGGAGGAUGUUUUCAUUCAUCAAGCACUUCCUCCCUGGAAGCUUGAUUGGCUUCGUGUUGAUGGAUGUGGCUAUUCAAUGACGGGCACCAGCGCUCAUUUGGUCAGUUAUUCCUUCUCGCACUAUCCGACUGCGUUCUGGACCCUCCAUGGCCGGGACUGGUUGGCUCUCACGCACUGGAGAUCGGUGGUGAAUACAAACCGUCAUAAUAAGGGACUGCCUAGAUGUCCGCAUUGCUUUUUCCCGUCGAUUACCCCCGUUCAUAAUCCCUAA